AUGUGGAGGGCAAAAGCUCUGAAAGCGUCGCUGAGAUUCGGGGCGACGGUCCGGACUCCGUACCCAUUAGCCAUGGGGGCUCUCGAGUGGAGAGCAUCGAGGUCCCCGGUAACCGCUAGUGCCUACGCGAACGGAUGCCGUCCUCCUCCUCCUUUCCCGUCCUCAGACGACCGUGCUCUCGACACAGCCCGGUCAGGGACCCGGUUCAAACUCGGCACGAGACCGCAAACAUCUUCACGCAUGACGGGUCUGCCGCUGUGCGACUCGAGGAGUCCCUCCCCUGAGCUCUCUCCCUCUUUCGUCCCUUCCUUCCUUCUAAACGAGCGAGGAAGAGGGAGAGGAGGAGGGAGAGGGAAGAGUCGCUUUUUCCGUUCAGCUGUAGCAGGCGACAAGAGGGCGCUAGACGACGGCGGAAGGAUGCGACGACGACGGUGGAUGGAAGGAUGGUGGCCCCGCCCCCGUCCCCCGCCCGCGCGGAAAGCAGCGGCAGCGGCAGCCGCGCCUGAGCGCAGAGCGCAGAGCGCAGCAGAGGAGCGCUCCCCAGAGCCAGCGGGUGUCUUGGGCGGAGGGGAGCGGGUUCGUAUUCCGGACGAAGCGAGGAGAGGAGGUCGAGGAGGUAAAAGCAGCGACGCCCGCCAGUGGCACGAAGCGGUUUCGCUUUCCGUCGAUUUGUCGAAGAGGGUGCGGCAGCGGCGAUCGGGAUGCCGCAGGGAGAAGAAAAGGUUUCGGUGCAUUUUUGGAGAAAGUCGAGGGCCCGAGGCGCUGCGCCGAAUGCAGCCGUUUGAGAAGCCAUCGCUCGCUCGUCUGGCCGAGUGUGGACACGUUCGUGGCCUUCCUGGAGCUCGGCGGCUCCGGAGCUUGAGAGCAUUGCCUGAUGACGGCAAUUUCUGCUCGCGGAAGCAACUCGCCCUGCAAUCCGAGCGUGUCUCCUCCAAAACGCGAUCGUAG
Marchantia polymorpha subsp. ruderalis is the source of this 948-nucleotide messenger RNA. The record is from the annotation of a GenBank genome assembly. Lineage: Eukaryota; Viridiplantae; Streptophyta; Marchantiopsida; Marchantiales; Marchantiaceae.